UCUCUGCACGCAGGUUGAUAAAAACUGGGGAGAUUUCACUUGUAACCUGCAGACUUCAGUUCUCUCUCUCUUCAACACACCUGUGACUCGAGAUUUGAGGAAUGGCAGAAAAGGAGCUUGCCAGAGUGAGGAGUAAGUUUGUGGAAAAGGUGUCGAACGCACUGCUUAAGGACCUCCUAGACGACCUUUUAGGCGAUGGUGUCUUGAAUGACGGCCAGAAAGACUCGAUACUUGAGGAGAACAGCAACAGAGCAGACAAAGCUCGCAGUCUCAUUGACACGGUGAAGAGGAAAGGAGAUGAAGCCAGCAGGAAGAUGAUCGCUCACCUUCACAGCAGAGACCUGAUGCUUUACUCUGAACUGGGUCUGACCUGUGGUGAACCUGCUCAGCCAGCUGCAGAGCCACAGAUGAAAGCUUCAGAGCCACAGAUGAAAGCUGCAGGGCCACAGAUGAAAGCUGCAGGGCCACAGAUGAAACAGGAAUGGUCCACCGUGCUCCUCCCUACCCCCAAGGAAUUCUGGGAGAAGAAACUGAAAGAUAGCGAUGUUUACGCUGCGGCCGAAAAAUCCAUUAGGAAUCGUGUGGCCCUGCUAAUCACUAAUAUAAAGUUUACUGAUGAGACAUCAAACAGAAAUGGAGCUGAGAAGGACGAGGAGAACACGGAGAAACUGCUCACAGGUCUGGGAUACGAGGUGGUGAAAUACACAAACCUCACAGGAAAGGAAAUUGACGAUGCUGUAAUUCAGUUCUCUAAACAUCCGAAACUCAGAGAGACAGACAGUGUGGUGGUGGUUAUCAUGUCUCACGGGAAACUCGGAGCUGUCCUCGGUGUCAACUGGACAAAGGAGAAAUCUGAUGAUGAGUUCCCCAUCAAUAACCUUUACAAACACUUGGGCACAGAGAACUGCCCAGCGCUGCUGGACAAACCCAAGAUCAUCAUCAUCCAGGCCUGCAGAGGAGAGGACAAAGGAUCAGUGCUUGUUAAAGAUGGUGCAGACCAAGAUGUGGCCUGUGAUGAUGUGCUACAGCCAGAUGACAUGGACGACAUUGAGGAUGAUGCUUUUCAAUAUGCCAUCAAAGAAAAAGACUUCAUUUCUCUUCUUUCCUGCACCCCUGAUACCGUCUCAUAUAGACAAAAGGUUAAUGGGUCUUUUCUCAUCCAGUACAUCGUUGAUGUAUUUUCCACCCUCGCACAUGAGCAAGACAUUGAGAAACUUUUCAAAAGAGUCAUGCGACGCUUUGAAGAUUUUUCCAUUGAAUACAGAAGACAGAUGCCGACCAAAGACAGAGUCACUCUGACGAAGGACUUCUACUUCUUUCCAGGCAUCUGAGGCAGGAUUCACUGUUGUUUAACACAGACUUGUAGCCGCCUUUCAUAUGAUGCUUGCAAUUGAGGUACUACUUGGUGAAUAGAUGAAACUUAUGGAUGAAUUAC
Messenger RNA from Sebastes umbrosus (honeycomb rockfish), 1435 nucleotides. RefSeq names its product caspase-1-like. Bases 102 to 1331 code for a protein of 409 amino acids. Gene Ontology annotation, biological process: regulation of apoptotic process; proteolysis. Lineage: Eukaryota; Metazoa; Chordata; Actinopteri; Perciformes; Sebastidae. Gene Ontology annotation, molecular function: cysteine-type endopeptidase activity. The transcript has 8 exons. The record is from RefSeq and is a predicted model, not a curated record.